AUGGCACGCCGCCCGAGGCGCGGCCAGGCCUCCGAUUUCCUCUACGCCAGUCUCCACCCAGGCCUCGCGGGGCUAACCAUCCGUCGACUUCGGCCGUAUUUACGCGCCCUGCCACUGCGCUGCCCCUCGUCUUCUUCUUGCUCCUGCGGCCCCUCCACCCCGCCUCCCCCCGCUUCGCUCGCGUCAUUAAUGCGGCGGCGGCGGCGGUGCUGGAUUCAGCCGUCUGCAGUCCUACAACCAGCCUGUGGAGUUGAUUGGAAGCCUUGCAAGAUGAUUGAGGGGAGGCGGCAUUCGGUUGAUAUCCCGAUCUCGAGGGCUCUGGUCGCCGUCAUGAGGUCCAGAUCUCUGAGGGACCCAGACACCAACUCGCUGGCCAAGUUCUCGGCCAAGAAGACCAUCUGGGAGGGGUGUUCCCUCGAGGAAGAUGACGUGGAGGCAAGCAAUUACGGCAGACACAGCUUCAGCUACAACAUGUAUGAUCAUGUCCAGAGGAGGAGGGAGGAGUUUGGCGGCCGCCUCGCCAACUCUCCGAUCAACAUAAUCAAGGCCAACGCGCGGGUGAAGGCGGCGCUUCAUAACCAGAACUGCUGCUCUGCGAUCCCUGGGAUGUCGAGAGCUGCCAAGGACAGGGCUUUCUCUCUGGUGAUUGAAGGGGAAGAGCUCGGUCGGAGUGAGCCCCAGGAAGGCGCGAGAAGCUUGCUCCAGAAGUACCGGCCAAAGUCCUUCUCUGAGCUGGCUGGACAGGAUGUUGUUGCACAGUCUCUUUCAAAUGCCGUUUCUCAAGGAAAGCUUGCUCCAAUCUAUCUCCUCCAUGGUCCGCAUGGCAUUGGCAAGACAUCCGCGGCUAGGGUAUUUGCAGCGGCGCUGAAUUGCCUCUCUCCAGGUGGGAACCAGCCCUGUGGGCACUGCGAGGAAUGCGUGGCCAUAUUCUCAGGAAACAGCAGCAGUGUGGUACUUAUUGUAGAUGAUUGCCAACAUAUGGAUAAGGAGGGCUGGUACUCCAUCUACAGUAGCCUUGAAGGGAUCCCUGCAAGCUCAAUAUUUGUCAUGAUAACAUCCGACAUUGAUAAACUACCAAGCAACUCCGCUGGAUGGUGCCAGAGCUAUAGGUUUUGCAAGAUAGACGAUGCAGAGAUUGUCCGCCGAUUGAGCAAGAUUUGCACAAAAGAAGGAAUGGAGUUCGAAGCCGAAGCGCUGGAGCUUCUUGCUCGCAAGGCAAGUGGUUCCAUUCGGGAUGCAGUUCAAAUGCUUGACCAACUAACUCUGCUCGGAAAAAGGAUCAGCAAAUCAGUGACAUACGACCUAAUAGGUGAUGUCUCAGAUGAAGAGUUGCUUGAUCUUCUUAAUCUGUCUAUGUCAUCAGAUGCUGCUACCAUUGUCCGGAGGGCUAGGGAGCUUUUGAGUUCAAAGGUCGAUCCCAUGCAGCUAUUGGCUCAGCUUGCAAAUCUUAUCAUGGAUAUUUUAGCUGCGAAGCACCCCUCAGAUUCUUCAGAAGUUAGGAAAGUUACUGGCAAAAAUACAUCAGCUGAGGUGGACGUGCACAAACUUAGGAAUGCGCUGGAAAUACUUUCUGAAACCGAAAAGCAAUUGAAAACCACAAAGAACCAGUCCACUUGGCUCACCGCCGCUCUGUUACAGUUCAAUAUGAGAGAGCCUUACUGCCUAGAAGCCCUAGAUGAUACUGCAGUUUCAAGCAUGUUCACAGAGAGUCAAACAGACGACGGGGCUGCUGCCCUGAAAGAUGAAAGCUUAGAGACCAGUUCUCAUCUGUGCUACCAGAACAAACUCGGAUGUCUGGAUAUGAAUUUAGGAGAUCCAGAUGUACUGGAGACGAUAUGGAUGAAGGCUCUUGAAAACUGCACAUCUAAGUCACUUCAUAAUCUGCUGCAGAAAGAUGGAAAGUUGUCAUCCCUGUACACAACCCAAGGUGUGGCCGUUGCUGAGUUACAAUUCUGUCAUCCUGAGGAGGUACCAACAUCAGAGAGCUUCUGGAUGCCACUUGUGGUUUCUCUGCAGAAUUUGCUCAAGUGCAACGUGGACAUUAGGAUCAAUCUUUCUCCAAUCUCCAUCAGCAAUAGGAUUGUAUCCAAGAAUUCGUUGGUCAGCCUGGUCAUGCAAUCCAGAGAAGGUCAACAGGCGCAGAAUCCAGUCACCACGGACUGCAGAACCGUAGCUUCAUCCAGAAGGGAGUGCCCUUCGCCACCGCUCCCAGGACAACAACCCAAGGAGAAAGCAUCUCACAUCCUGGGAUGCCUUCAUGGUGCAGAUAGCGAUGCGGGAGAUGCGGAGUCGAGGAUCCUGAGCUACCAGAAAAUCUCUGUCAUUCCUGAAGCAUCCACUACAGGGAAUGUCGCCUCGAGAGCUGGAGAGCGCACGCCAAUGGUCGACGAAGUCAAAGGUCGUCGCCGCGGUGGCUGUUUCUCUGAGAUUCUACCGUGUGGUGCGUGUGCCCCCUCUCGGAAGUCCCAGCCGCACGACAAGCACAGGGCUCCGCGGCCUCGCAAGGGACUCUUCAGCUGCUGUUUCUGCAAGAUCAGGCCGGACUGCAGAACGAAAGCUGACGCUGUGUACAGGUCUGAAACCCAGGAGGUGUUCCAUGGGUAG
Molecule: messenger RNA, 2604 nt
Organism: Triticum turgidum subsp. durum (durum wheat)
Lineage: Eukaryota; Viridiplantae; Streptophyta; Magnoliopsida; Poales; Poaceae
Source: the annotation of a GenBank genome assembly